Molecule: messenger RNA, 1840 nt
Organism: Cynoglossus semilaevis (tongue sole)
Lineage: Eukaryota; Metazoa; Chordata; Actinopteri; Pleuronectiformes; Cynoglossidae
Product: zinc finger and BTB domain-containing protein 16-A
Exons: 4
Coding region: 132-797 (221 amino acids)
Biological process (GO): regulation of gene expression
Cellular component (GO): nucleus
Source: RefSeq, a predicted model, not a curated record
AAAACUAUUCAAACCUCUUCCCUCUACCACCUAUAAACCAAUCCUCAGUAGCAUACCCAUUCUCACUAUCUACGGCCCACGUGUUGCCUUUGCUGAGCCCUCAUUUUCAAAACCAAGUCCACAGCUCGGUGAUGGGCUACCCGGGCUUCUAUCCGUAUCACACACAGAACCGAUGCACUGCAGCAGCAGGUAUGGGCAGCAUAAUAAAACAAGGACUGUUAAGGAGAAAAAGGAUUCGCAGAGCCUCCAAUGGUGGUGUUCAAGAUGGACACAGUUUUCAUCAAGUCCCUAAAACGAGCCCAGACUGCAUUAAAGACUGCCAAAACUGCAGUUCAAGUCUCACUGCUGAUUCUGCACCACGGAACGCAGCCUCUACACUAUCAGGUACUGAUUUAAUUGGUAAAGUCUGUGCAGGCUGUCGAUUCUGCAGAAAACAAUAUGGGCUAAAGCGUGAGCCACAAUCCAAGCAGCAUGACCAGAGAGGAGACAAACCCUACCAGUGCCGACACUGCCCCAAAAAGUUCAGUCUUAAACAUCAACUGGACACCCACCACAGGGUGCACACUGGGGAGAAGCCCUUUGAAUGCCGUUUAUGUGGGCAGCGCUCACGGGACUACUCGGCCAUGAUCAAACAUCUGCGAACCCAUGGCGGGGCCACGCCGUAUCGGUGCACAUUGUGUCUGGAGUUCUGCAGCAGCCUGGCCGCCAUGCAGAAACACAUCAGGAACCAUGCCAUGCAGGAGUUUCCCCCUGACUGGAGCAUCAGCAGCACCUACCUGUACAUCUCCCAUAUCUGAACCAAGUCUCCAAGCCCACAAAAAGCAACAGAUAUAUAUACACAAUACAACUGUAUUGUAUAAUAACAUAGCUGAGUAUGUAUAAAUAAUACAUAUUGAGCUAUGCAGUGGGUUAAAUAAUAGCUAAUCAAAACAGUAAAAAUAUACAGAUAAAUAGUUGUAGUAUUUAAGUCAAUUAUCCUAGUACACAGUGUAAAAUGGCCUCCUCCUAGUAGUAGUUGUUGUUUAUAUCAUUUAAACUGUUUUUGUAUCGUGUACAGACAUAAGGAAUUGAAAGAACAUGGCUUACCUGAUGGUAUUUAAGAGUGGCCUUAGCAGAUCCUACUUCAACAUGACGUUUUGUCUCAAAGCACAAAAAAAGAAUCACAAUAAUUAGUGUAUUUAGUGUGUAUAUUACGAAGUAAUGUGCUCUGGUUUGCCACAGAAAACUCUCUCUGUCGAUGUCACUCGUGUGUUUGUUCUAAAAGUUAAGGUUUGGAGCAAUAUAUUUCGUGUUACUAAGGAUACAUGUUGACGGAGCUAAAUUGCUAAAUUGCCUGUUGUUGCAGUGUUUUUCUGCUUAGCAACAUCAACUGAUUGGCUGACUAGGGAUGUACUAAGAUACCCGGAAAGAGGGAAAGUAAAGUAUAAAUUGUUGUUUUUUUUAAUGAUAUAUAGUGAUUAGUUCUUAUGAAGAGAUUUUUUUAGAAAAAGAAAAUCAGGGGAAAAAAAACUUUCUUUGGUAACUGUCAUAUAUUGGAGCCACAGAACAGAAGUUAAGCGGUUACAAAGUAUAAUUUUGUUUUAGUACCCUCCUGCGUGCUUCCACAGCACUUGCAUUUCGGGAUUCCACAACUUAUUUGUAUUAUUAUUGACAAAUUAAUUAUAUAUGCAUUUUGUUGUAAGGUUUUAAGCUUAUAAUUUCAAACAAUGUAUGCUUUUAGUCCCUCCUGAUAUUUUAUAUUACUUUUUUUGCUCUCUAUAACAUACAUUUUCUGUGUGUGCGUGUCUGUGUGUGUGUUUUCCAAAUGGUGCUUAAUAAAGGGAGUUUAUUCAUGUGUCUA